CCUUUGCAAGCUUAAUAUGAAUACUAGAAACAUAUACAAGUGGUUAGUUCUACUAUCGGCAGUUUCAUUAGCCAGCUGCUUUUGGAGUAAUCGUGUUAUAGAAGACUUUAUAAAUAGUUUUUCAAACGUUGCAGAGGUAUUUUUCAACUACACUGCAAGCCCUUUCUGUGACUUAUAUUUUUACUCAACAUCCAGGACGAUGAAUGUGAUCAACCCGAUGCGUGUGAUGAGAUGCAAGUUAUGUUGCAUCUGGCUUGCAUUCGUGUGACAAGUCCCGAACGUAUAUUACUUUUAUUGACCUCGGACUCGUUGCCUAAGGCUUGCACUAAAACAUCCAGUGUGAUGCAACACAUAAACGAAACUCUAACAGAUUGUGUGCCACUACCAACAACGAAUUUGUAUAUGCGUUUAUAUCGGGCUUUAAUAUUCUUCUAUGGACAAAUGUGUGGCCCAGCUGAAACCAAGUCGAAACAUUUAGAAAAGUAUCGCAGCUGCAUAACGGAACUUCGCGACGAUCUAAUUGAUUGCGAGGGCCCUGCUGAUUGGUUUGAGAAACGCAGUAAAACGUAUGUUUGCAGACAAUUCACCGAAAUUAUUAAUUGUGAUUAUGUCAGAGCGGCAAUGCUUUGCGGUCUUAAGCCAGCGCGUUUGCUUCGAAGUUUUGCGGCCGAAGUUAUAAACAAAGCGCUAUUGUCCAAGUGCCCGGUGUCAUCUACGUUGCCACACGUGAAUAAUCCGAUGUCAGAUGGUGGCAGUAGAAGCUUCCCACACGUUUCUCCUGUUCAAGUUUAUAUAUUUUUACUAGCUUUUAUGUUACAAUGUUUAAUGCAAUAACAAAUAUUAUUACAGAAACAAAACCAAAAAUUUA
This is a messenger RNA of Bactrocera oleae (olive fruit fly), 868 nucleotides long. NCBI's taxonomy places the organism in Eukaryota, Metazoa, Arthropoda, Insecta, Diptera, Tephritidae. The record is from RefSeq and is a predicted model, not a curated record.